Molecule: messenger RNA, 1858 nt
Organism: Parasteatoda tepidariorum (common house spider)
Lineage: Eukaryota; Metazoa; Arthropoda; Arachnida; Araneae; Theridiidae
Product: locomotion-related protein Hikaru genki
Source: RefSeq, a predicted model, not a curated record
UCGAAAUGAAGAUCUUGUUCUUGGCGUUUCUCUUCAUCUUCCUGCUGGCUGUUGACUCGCAAAGAAUCGCCAUCAGGAGGAGACCUCCAAAGAAGAAACCAACCAAUAAACCAAAGUUUCUGACUACUCCUGCUGAAGAUUUUAGCGAGAAUUUAUCUCCUGGUCAGAUUGAAUCAUCGGUCAGCCGAGAUGGUUGUUCAGAUCCAGAAAUCCUCGUCAAUGGAAGUAUCAUUUCCAACGGCAAUACAGAUUUCUCUACAGUCUCAGAGAUCCAUUUCUUCGGACUAGUCGGACGACGUGGUCAAAAGAGAGAAUGCAAGUUGAAAUGCUUGAACGGAGUCUGGGUUGGACCCAUAUGUACAGAAGGAGGUAAUACUUUAAAAAGGAUUACGAGAAGGUGUACCCUCCGAUUAACAGAUGCUGAAUUAGUUGGAAUGACAGAUGAAGGGCGCAUAAUACCCAAUGAUGUGGAAGUAACCUUACCUCAUGAUUCUGAAGUUAGGUUACGCUGCGUUGAGCCCGGAUUGUAUAAGUUUGUUGGAAAUGAUACUAUGAUAUGUGAAGAUGGGACAUGGACUUCAGAUCUUCCUUAUUGUGUAGCUACCACUUUACACAGAAAUUUCUCAAUACAAGCACCUCCAACUAUCCUCUAUCACGUGGUAUCCGGAGAUGCAGGUUUAGCUGAAGAUGGAUCUGUGGUCGUAUUUCCGGGAACUAUAUUAAACAUUGAUUGUAUUUAUCAAAGACAACUUGGUACUCCGCAAUGGAACUGGAGUUCUACUCAUAGGCAGUAUCCAUUCUCUUGGGCUAUUCCAACUGAAGAAAAAAACUGGAAAUAUCGUCUUUCAAUUUAUUAUGCGAAAGAUCAUGAUUCCGGGACAUAUACUUGCAUUACACCUCAAGAUAUCAGCAACGAAGUGAAUAUUGUUGUUAAGGAUGUGCACUGCCCAGCAAUCAAAUCGGUAGAUCAUAAUCGUGUUAUGGCAGUUGAAGGCAAUAGGAUGCACAGUAAAGCACGCUUUGCUUGUAUGGAAGGCUUCGAACUUGUGGGGCCUGAAGAAAUCACAUGUCAAGCAUCUGGUCUAUGGUCAGAGGAUGCCCCACACUGUGAAGUAUUGAAAUGUCCUCGAUUAGUAUCAGAGAGCAUGCAUCUUAUAGCGAGCACAACAAACCGUACAUAUGGAACAAGGGUAGUAUUUUCCUGUCCGACAGGCUUCAAGCUUGCAGGAGCGCCGUUUCUUAGUUGUUUGAAAACAGCCAAUUGGUCAGAUGCUACGCCAACCUGCAACCCUGUUUCUUGUAAGCCACCAAUAGCUCCUCUUAAUGGACGUGUUUUAGACACAGGCAGAUACUUGUCAGGAGAUUUUGUACAGUAUACUUGCAAUGCUGGUUAUGUAAUUACAGGAGAGUCGGUAGCUAUCUGCACUGACCAUGGGGUGUGGUCACAGCCAUCGCCAACAUGUAAAGCAGCAUGUGAAUUCCCAGGCAAUCCAUCAAAUGGACAAGUCAUUCCCACCAAGUUCCAUUAUGAUAUUGGAGAAGUUGUAGUUGUUGGGUGUCAUCCAGGGUUCCGAGUGUUGGGAACUCAACAACUUCGAUGUACGGCAUCUAGUCACUGGUCCAGCCCAUUACCACACUGCAGACCUUACUUGCAUUCAUAACAAUUACAAACAAAAAGAACUUUUUAAAUAUAAAACUGCCAAAUUUACGAAGUUUUAAGCGAAACAGAUUUUGCUCAGAUUUUAUUUAACUGUAACUCAUUGCAUGAUAAAGAAUCAAGUCAAUCAAUUAAGAGGAAAUAAACAUUAAUAGUUUUAAUUUUAUUUUAGAAUUUAGACAUCAUUCUUCAAAAAAAAAA